AUGGCCCCCGUAGCCCCCGUCGCUUCCGUUGCCGCCGCCCCUCCCCCUCCCCCUCCCAGCCCGGCCGGGGAUGAAGGCCCUGACCCGGAUCCCGACCCGUGCCCCUCUCCGGCGGUCGUUCUUUUUACCCCUGCUGCUCCGGCCCCGGCGCCGGCCGCUCCGGCCCCUGCCGCCUCGGACCUGGCCGCUCCGGCCCCUGCGGCUCCGACCCCGACGCCCGCCGCUCUGGCCCCGGCCGCCCCGGCUUGGGUGGAGGUUGGGAGACGGCGCCGCCCGAGCCUGGAGAAGGUGGCUGCUCCCCCUCCCAGGAAGGAUGCUGGACUGCCUCGCACUUUCAAGCAGAGGACUUUUGGCCUCUGCUUUCGGCGCUUGGCAUCGGACCACUUCGUCGCGGGCUGCCGCGGCCUUGUCCGGUGCUUGGGAUGUGGCCACUCCGGCCAUCGCGAGCGGGAGUGCUUGGCACGGCAUCCUGCCGACAGCCCUGUGACUGAUGGUGUCGUGCCGGCGGCUGACCCCGGCGUGCCUCCUGCUAUUUUGGAGCCCUUGCGGCCUCUCCUUGCAGCUCAGGCGGAGGCGCUCGGCGCUGAGCUACAGGCCUUGUUCGCUGCUCGUCUUGAGGUGCUGUUCAAGCCUCUUCAAGACUUGGUUGCUGCUGUGGAGAGUUGGACUGCUCAAGUCUCAAGCCUAUGGGAACCUAUGGAAGCUAUCGGGGGCAGCCAAGACCUUGCCAAUGUUGAAUCUGCUCCUCCUGCUGUGGCCGUUGGUGAGGAUUGCAGUGCGCUUGUUGUGGCUGGCUGCUCAGCUGAGUUGAGUGAGAAGGCUCAGUCCAUUGAUGAUCCGCCUGCCUUGGAAAAGGUCAUGCUCGAGGAUGAUCCUCCUGACUUAGCUUCUGUCCUACCCGGGAUGGUGAGUCAAGGCGUGGAGGAGCGGGCCAAGGUGUCUUCUUGUUUUGACAUGGUUAUGGCUGAGGUGGAGCUUGUUGAGCAGUCGACACUGGAGGAGCCGAAGGUUUCCAGUGCUCCUUGCACCGGGAAGCCUUCAAAGGAGCUGAUCCAGAUGGAUGCAGAUGAGCCUCUUGGGAGAGCCUCCUCUCCGUGGGGGGAGUUCCUCGAGGAGCUUGCUCUCACUGUGUCGAGCUCGCCGCAAGUUUUGCAGGUGGGAGAGGCUGCCCCUUCUCUCUUAGAGCGACGAAGCUGCCGCUUGGACAAGAAAAACAAAGAUUGUGACAUUCCUGUAGCCAAGCGCGCGGAGUAUAGGCGGGCGGAGGCCUUUGGAGAGGUUCCAACACUCAAGAGCAAAGGAAAAGCAUCUGAAGAAGACCUGAAUGAGAAGAUGCAACACUAUCUGCAGAUGUACAAGAAGGAACACACGCCCAAGGCGAUCGAGGCGGUGCGCGCAUUAGUUCAGGCCAAUGCUUGA
Triticum turgidum subsp. durum (durum wheat) is the source of this 1419-nucleotide messenger RNA. The record is from the annotation of a GenBank genome assembly. NCBI's taxonomy places the organism in Eukaryota, Viridiplantae, Streptophyta, Magnoliopsida, Poales, Poaceae.